This is a messenger RNA of Manduca sexta (tobacco hornworm), 4333 nucleotides long. RefSeq lists its product as uncharacterized. The transcript is spliced from 9 exons. The record is from RefSeq and is a predicted model, not a curated record. NCBI's taxonomy places the organism in Eukaryota, Metazoa, Arthropoda, Insecta, Lepidoptera, Sphingidae. Bases 217 to 2913 code for a protein of 898 amino acids.
AAAUACUUACCCUUUUCGUCUUACACUUCGUCCACGUCACUGUAAUCGCUUAAAAUGAACAAUUGUAUAGAUAAAAUCUAAAUAUAAAACCUAAGUUUGCGUUGUUUAUAUUUAAUAGUACUGCUCUAUUGUUCGAUGUACGACGUCUUGCAUUGUAUAAAAUAAGCUAGUUCGUCUUCAACAGGAGAGGUCAAAGCGGUGUUACCAAGGCCGACGAUGGAUGAGGGUGCAAAUGUGAGCAUGGCGAAUGUACAGCCAGAAGUUACAGUUGGAUCGGCUGAAAAUAAAGAGAAUUUGAUCCAAGAAAACACGCAAGCUAAAGAAACAAUUUCUGUUCAGCAAAAUGUAGAUCAGCAGCAACCGAAAACCGAGCAAGGGGAUAUAACAACGAUUACAAAUUUCUUAGAGGCCUUAAGUGUGUCCAGAGAACCUGUUCCAGUGAAAGCUACAAAACCAAUACCAGAGACAUGUGUAACCAAUUUGAAUUCUUUAUUGUCCGAUAUUUACGUGAGAUACAUAAAGUUAGAUGCAGAGGCGUUUGAGAGGUACUACAAAGUGUUCGACGCUAUAUUUCUGCCAUUGAACAAGAAAAUGAAAGAAGUGGACCCUUAUUAUAAUAAAUAUCAAAGUAUGGUAAAAUUCGCCGGCAGUCAUUAUGAUAAUCUCCUUUUACAAAAACCCAAUGAUUUUGAUGUUGAUAUUGUUAUUGGGCUCCCGCUUAAUAUGAAAAUAGACCCUACCAACCCCGAACUAAGUGAUGUAGUCAUUCAGGCGAUAAACCCAGGCUUCGUGCAAUUGAAAAUGGGCCCGCAGUUCCAGAACCUUCCUAUGAGAGACGGCAGCGAGUGGCUCAUUAAUAAAACUGCGUAUAAAUGGAAAGACGAUUCGCAUUUUUUGCUCCAGAACAAAUUUCUCGAUUGGUUCAAGAGCGUCGUCAACAAAGCAUUAAAUACAUUUGAAAACAAAAACGGCUUAUCUGUGUAUACAGUUGAAGGCGUAGAGUAUGUCAUCAAGCGGUCUCAAGCCGGACCCGCUAUGACUUUGAUUAUAGAGAACAGUGAGACUGGAUUCAAGUUGAGUGCAGAUUUAGUACCUACACUUAAAUUCCCCGAAGACCGCUGGCCCAUUAGUAAGGCUUACCAGCACAUCCCGGAGAAUUGCAAGAAAGACAUUUGGAUGGUAGUCGGCAAACCGAAUAAAGCCGCAGCUAGCAAACAAGACGAGCAGCGGUCGUGGCGCAUCGCCCUGCACUACCAGGAGAGAGACUUGAUGCACGAUACGAGCAAUCUGCGACAAGUUAUCCGCCUGAUAAAGAAAAUGCGUGAUGCUCUAGGAAUGAAGAAGAUUGCUAGCUACUAUAUUAAAACCAUCUUCUUCUGGGAAAUAGUGAAAAGGACAGAUAAACACUUUUGGAAAACGGAUCCGGCAUCUUUGUUUAAACUUAUGGUCCGGCAAGUUCAUAGUGCAAUCGCUGCCCAAAAUAUACCCUAUUUUUGGAACAAAAGUAACAAUCUCAUUGGUCAAGUUGAGGAGAAUGUUUUGAAAAACUACGAGUCGAAACUGGCGCAACUGUUGGAGAUUUUGGAGCAGCCUGCCAAUUUUAGACUUGUUGCCAAAUAUUUGCUUUCACCACAAGAAUAUAAAGAGUACAGUGAAAGAUUACCUGUUCCGGAGAAAGCCGUAAAAUUAUCGCCAGAGGUAAAAUUAAUGUCGGAUGCAUGUACUUUAACUAAUUUAAACUCUCUACUCUCCGAUAUUUACGUGAAGUAUAUAAAGCUAGACGAAGAGGCAUUUACCAGAUACUACAAGGUGUUCGAUGCUAUAUUUUUACCAUUGAACAAGAAGAUGAAGGAAGUGGAUCCAUAUUAUAAGAAAUAUCAAAGUAUGGUAAAAUUCGCCGGCAGUCAUUAUGAUAAUCUUCUUUUACAAAAACCCAAUGAUUUUGAUGUUGAUAUUGUUAUUGGGCUCCCGCUUAAUAUGAAAAUAGACCCUACCAACCCCGAACUAAGUGAUGUAGUCAUUCAGGCGAUAAACCCAGGCUUCGUGCAAUUGAAAAUGGGCCCGCAGUUCCAGAACCUUCCUAUGAGAGACGGCAGUGAGUGGCUCAUUAAUAAAACUGCGUAUAAAUGGAAAGACGAUUCGCAUUUUUUGCUCCAGAACAAAUUUCUCGAUUGGUUCAAGAGCGUCGUCAACAAAGCAUUAAAUACAUUUGAAAACAAAACGUAUGUCAUCAAGCGGUCUCAAGCCGGACCCGCUAUGACUUUGAUUAUAGAGAACAGUGAGACUGGAUUCAAGUUGAGUGCAGAUUUAGUACCUACACUUAAAUUCCCCGAAGACCGCUGGCCCAUUAGUAAGGCUUACCAGCACAUCCCGGAGAAUUGCAAGAAAGACAUUUGGAUGGUAGUCGGCAAACCGAAUAAAGCCGCAGCUAGCAAACAAGACGAGCAGCGGUCGUGGCGCAUCGCCCUGCACUACCAGGAGAGAGACUUGAUGCACGAUACGAGCAAUCUGCGACAAGUUAUCCGCCUGAUAAAGAAAAUGCGUGAUGCAUUAGGAAUGUCAAAAAUUGCUAGUUACUAUAUUAAGACUAUCUUCUUCUGGGAAAUAAUGAAGAGAAACGACAAGAAGUUUUGGGCAACUGAUCCGGCAACAUUGUUUAAACUUAUGGUCCAAAAAGUUCAUAGUGCAAUUGUUGACAAAAAUAUACCAUAUUUUUGGAACAAAAGCAACAAUCUCAUUGGCCAUGUUGAUGACAAUGUACUGAAUAACUACGAGACAAAACUAGCGCCACUUUUGAAAAUUCUGGAGCAGCCUGCCAACUAUAGACUUGUUGCUAAAUAUUUGCUUUCACCGCAAGAAUAUAAAGAGUACAAUACAAGAUAUUUAAGGAGUUCUGUCAAUUCAAAAUACUGACAUAUAGUUUAAAGUUCACAAAACCAUACGUAUUAAAGGUUUUUGUACAAUCGAAGGAAGGGAUGAGUUCGCGGCAUGUCUAAUGGUAAACGAUACGAAUGCCCAUAAACAGUUACGAUACCACCUGAACGGCCAAUGAUAGCUUGCGUGGAGUGUCACUCCGUUUGUCAUCUUGAGAUAUUAGAUGUUUUUUGUGUAUGUAUCGGAGCCGGCAAUUUACAACGGGGGAAACCUGUGUAUGGGAUAUUGGAAUCCCCCCGGCUUAGCGAAUGUAAGGGCCUGGAGGACAGUUGGGAGGGGAUAUCUAGGGGCCUGGAGGAAAGUUGGGAGGGGAUAUCUAGGGGCCUGGAGGAAAGUUGGGAGGGGAUAUAUAGGGGCCUGGAGGAAAGUUGGGAGGGGAUAUCUGGAAGGAGAGUGUGGGGAAGGGAAAGAAACCCUCUUAGGAUGGGCGGAGGGGAGAAAGCCAGGAAAUUAUCGCGAGCCCUCAUAGGCCUCGAUGUGCAGCUACAACCAUGAGGUAUACACACUGAACAGUGUGCCUUAUAGGGCCGCGGCAAAUGUCUUUCUAUGCAUGAGCGUGCAUGAAGUGUACAGACAUAGCGCAUAAGAGUUGCUUCGGAGGGGGGGGGGGGGGUGCUACAUUAGAUUUUAAGCCCCGUUAUGUCUAAUAAUUACUUAUGUCGACUGUCUAUUAAAUAUUAUCAGCGACUCGAGACGUGUCAUCACAAUUAAAACCAUUUUACGUCUGGUAUCAGUUAUCACCUACCUUUCUAAAGCUGUGCCUUUUUUUGAAUUGUAGAAAAUAGCCGUAUAGGGUUUACAAGACAAUGCUUUCAAACAGUUGUCGUGUAUUUACCAUUAGUAUUUAGUGCGGAUUCAUUACUGUGUGAAAUUCUUUUGAAUUUGCCUGUGUUUUUUUUCGAGUAAUUAAUUUUGUAUAAGUACUAAAAAAACUAAUCUGGGCUUCUUGACGUCUUGUAUUUCUAAUGAAUUUUGCAUGCAUUUGGCCUAAAAUACUUUUAGUAAGAUCAUAUUUUUAAAAACGGUGGCGCUACGUGGAAUCUCUCACACGUAGGAACGCUUUGGUGUAUGUUUUGUUAGAGCACAGCUAGAAAGGAAUGUAGUGGAACUAUAAUUAAUGUGUACAUAACUUAUAUAUAUUCUGAGAAAGAUAUCAAUACGGUGUCUUAAAUAAGGUGCUGUGGUGUCGAUACCUAUUAGACUAAGAUAUAAUAUAUACCUAAGUACUCCGAUAGUUUUAAUUUAGUUGUAUUUUAUUGUAAUCUCUUAUAUAUUAUAUGUAAUCUUCUGCGUAUUUACGUGGAUUUUAAUGACCAAUAUUUUUUUUUGAAUUAUAUUAUAAAAAUGUACCUUAAUAUGCUUUCUUUUUAAAUAAAUAAAAUGUUUUUGAAAAAUUUUA